Laetiporus sulphureus 93-53 is the source of this 840-nucleotide messenger RNA. RefSeq lists its product as uncharacterized. Gene Ontology annotation, molecular function: catalytic activity. Bases 1 to 840 code for a protein of 279 amino acids. The record is from RefSeq and is a predicted model, not a curated record. Lineage: Eukaryota; Fungi; Basidiomycota; Agaricomycetes; Polyporales; Laetiporaceae. The transcript is spliced from 3 exons.
AUGCCGCGCCCAACGAACAGGGAGGAGGCUCUGCAAAGAUUGCGCGAGACGAUCGCCACGGGCAAGAUAAUCCUAGGCGCUGGAGCUGGUAUUGGUCUCUCCGCCAAGUUCAUAGAGAAAGGCGGAGCAGACCUGAUCGUGCUCUACAAUAGCGGCCGGUUCCGCAUGGCAGGGCGGGGCUCUCUCGCGGGUCUCAUGCCUUACGGAGAUGCCAACGCUAUCGUCCUCGAGAUGGCAAACGAGGUGCUUCCGGUGGUGCAACGGGCAGGCGUGUUGGCGGGGGUGUGCGGCACAGACCCCUUCCGGUCAAUGCCCCACUUUCUGCGCCAGCUGAAGGACAUCGGCUUCUGCGGCGUGCAAAACUUCCCAACAGUCGGCCUCAUCGAUGGCACCUUCCGCCAGAACCUCGAAGAGACAGGUAUGGGCUACGGCCUCGAGGUCGACAUGAUCCGCGAGGCGCACCAGCUCGGGCUGCUCACGACGCCCUACGUGUUUGACGUGGCGCAGGCGGAGGCGAUGGCGCGUGCGGGUGCAGACGUGCUCGUCGUCCACAUGGGCCUGACCACGUCAGGCAGCAUUGGUGCGAAGACGAGCGUGACACUGGACGAUUGCGUGCGCACAGUCCAGGAGUGCCGGAACGCGGCGGUGCAGAUCAGCCCAGGGAUUAUCGUGUUGUGCCAUGGCGGUCCGAUCGCGAGGGUGGAAGAUGCGCAUUAUGUGCUGAGUAGGACGUCAGGCAUCCACGGAUUCUUUGGCGCGUCGAGCAUGGAGAGAUUGCCGGCAGAGGUUGCGAUUGAGGAAAACACAAAGGCAUUCAAGCAGCUUGCAUCAAGCAUGUAA